Molecule: messenger RNA, 1409 nt
Organism: Sciurus carolinensis (gray squirrel)
Lineage: Eukaryota; Metazoa; Chordata; Mammalia; Rodentia; Sciuridae
Gene: Abhd5
Product: abhydrolase domain containing 5, lysophosphatidic acid acyltransferase
Exons: 7
Coding region: 92-1141 (349 amino acids)
Biological process (GO): negative regulation of triglyceride storage; positive regulation of triglyceride catabolic process
Cellular component (GO): lipid droplet
Source: RefSeq, a predicted model, not a curated record
GCAGAGCGGCCUUAAGAGCGGCUGCGGCCGGGGCGGCGCAGUCGGCCUGUCAGCCGGCUUCCAGACGCGUCCAGGUCUUUGCGCGGCGGAUAUGGCGGCGGAGGAGGAGGAGGUGGACUCCGCAGACAGCAGCCAGGGGUCAGGAUGGCUAACUGGUUGGCUUCCCACCUGGUGCCCUACAUCAACAUCACACCUUAAAGAAGCUGAAGAGAAAAUGUUAAAAUGUGUCCCCUGCACUUACAAAAAGGAACCUGUUCGUAUAUCUAAUGGAAAUAGAAUAUGGACACUGAAGUUCUCUCACAGUAUUUCAAAUAAGACUCCACUUGUUCUCCUCCAUGGUUUUGGCGGAGGUCUUGGACUCUGGGCACUGAAUUUUGGAGAUCUUUGCACUGAUAGACCAGUCUAUGCUUUUGACCUGUUGGGCUUUGGACGAAGUAGUAGACCCAGGUUUGACAGUGAUGCAGAGGAAGUGGAGAACCAGUUUGUGGAUUCUAUUGAAGAAUGGAGAUGUGCCCUUGGAUUGGACAAAAUGAUCCUGCUUGGACACAACCUGGGUGGGUUCUUGGCUGCUGCUUACUCACUGAAGUACCCAUCAAGGGUUAGUCAUCUCAUCUUAGUGGAGCCUUGGGGUUUUCCUGAGCGACCAGACCUUGCUGAUCAAGACAGACCAAUUCCAGUUUGGAUCAGAGCCUUGGGAGCAGCAUUGACCCCCUUUAACCCUUUAGCUGGACUCAGGAUUGCAGGGCCCUUUGGUUUAAGUCUAGUUCAGCGGUUAAGGCCUGAUUUUAAACGGAAGUAUUCUUCAAUGUUUGAAGAUGAUACUGUGACAGAAUACAUCUACCACUGUAAUGUACAGACUCCAAGUGGUGAAACAGCUUUCAAGAAUAUGACUAUUCCCUAUGGAUGGGCAAAAAGGCCAAUGCUUCAGCGAAUUGGUAAAAUGCACCCUGACAUUCCAGUUUCAGUGAUCUUCGGCGCCCGAUCCUGCAUAGAUGGCAAUUCUGGCACCAGCAUUCAGUCAUUACGACCACAUUCAUAUGUGAAGACCAUAGCUAUUCUUGGGGCAGGGCAUUAUGUAUAUGCAGAUCAACCAGAAGAGUUCAACCAGAAAGUAAAGGAGAUCUGCAACUUGGUGGACUGAGCACACUGAAGUCCUUGUAAGAACACCUGGUGACUGAUAAAAUUCUUGAGCAAUAAUCCACAGUACCGUGAAGAUUGAAGAAUGCAACCCAAGAACCAGGCAGUCUCCUUGACUGCAUCUUGCACAUUUCUUUUUGAAGUCAUUUGCACAUUUAAACCAUUUAGUGCCUUCUAGAAGAAUUGACUCUCCUUUCUCCUACACAAAAUUGAAAUACAUAAGAGACUCUAAAUUUAAUGGUUUUAAAUAAAAGGUUAUUUAUCCCUCUGUA